CGAGCCGCCUAGGCCGCCCGACGCCCCGCGUAGACGGUGACUGUUUUUUUCUCUCCUCUCGCCCGGACUAAAGUCAAGAUCCUCGUCGUUCGGGACUGCGGAGCGAGUGCGUGCGGAGCCGCGAGCUCGCGAUUGCGAGAGAGCCCAGCGCAAUGAGCUAUCAUCGGGGUAGCGGCAGCAAGCCGAAGGGCUUCGGCUUCACCGGCUUCCAGGUGUCCGGGGCGAAGAGAAGCGGCACCAACGUGCCGCCGCCGCCGCCGAACUCCACCCUCAGCAAGCAGGGCUAUCACACGAUGAACGCCAUCACGGAGAACGCCCUGUCCGCCUGCUGGGGCAUGCCGAAGAAGCGCAGCAAGACCGAGGAAGAGUACUUCGAGGACGAUGACGAACCCCCGACCUCGUCGCUGGAGUACAUACCCGCGCCCGGCUCUCCCACGUACGACCUGCUGAAAAAGUCUGCGAAGAAGGAUGAGAGCGACAGCGAGGAGGACCCGCUGGACGCCUUCAUGGUCGGUAUCGACGAGGAAGUGAAGCGGAACAGUUGCGCGGCGCAGCGCGGCGAUAGUUGUAAGGAGGACAAACCUAAAGGAUUUCGGGCGGACAUUGACGGGGAGGACGACGAGGAAAGUUACUACAGAUAUAUGGAGGAGAAUCCAACUGCCGGUUUGCAGCAAGAAGAGUCGGAUCAAGAGAUCGAGUACGACGAGGAUGGCAAUCCAAUCGCACCGCCGAAGAAGAAGGAGAUCGAUCCGCUGCCUCCGGUCGAUCACAGCGAGAUAGAAUACGAGCCGUUCGAGAAGAACUUUUAUAAUGUGCACGAAGAGAUCGCGAGUUUAAGUAAGCAGCAGGUCGACGACUUGAGAAAGACUCUGGGCAUAAAGGUAUCCGGACCGUCCCCGCCGAAUCCGGUCACGAGCUUCGGGCACUUUGGCUUUGACGACGCGCUGAUCAAAACUAUUCGUAAAAAUGAGUACACGCAGCCCACGCCUAUUCAGGCGCAGGCGGUGCCCGCCGCCUUGAGCGGACGGGAUAUAAUAGGCAUAGCCAAGACCGGUAGCGGUAAAACUGCGGCGUUUAUCUGGCCGAUGUUGGUGCAUAUUAUGGAUCAGCGCGAGCUGAAGCCUGGAGAUGGCCCGAUUGGUCUGAUUUUGGCGCCAACGAGAGAAUUGUCUCAACAGAUCUAUCAAGAAGCAAAGAAGUUCGGAAAGGUUUACAAUAUCCAGGUAUGCUGUUGCUACGGAGGUGGCAGUAAGUGGGAACAGAGCAAAGCGCUGGAAAGCGGCGCGGAGAUCGUAGUCGCUACCCCUGGUAGAAUGAUCGAUUUGGUUAAGAUGAAAGCAACGAGUUUAACUAGAGUUACAUUUCUUGUUCUGGACGAGGCUGAUAGAAUGUUCGACAUGGGAUUUGAACCACAAGUACGAUCUAUUUGUAACCACGUGAGACCUGACAGAGAAACGUUGCUGUUUAGCGCGACGUUCAAAAAGAAAGUGGAGAAGCUCGCUAGGGACGUUUUGACGGAUCCCAUUAGGAUAGUACAAGGAGAUGUCGGUGAAGCUAACACCGACGUGACGCAACAUGUUAUCAUGUUCCAUAACAAUCCUAGUGGUAAAUGGAACUGGCUGUUGCAGAACUUGGUUGAGUUCCUAAGCGCCGGCAGCCUCUUGAUCUUUGUCACCAAGAAGCUAAACGCGGAAGAACUUGCCAACAAUCUCAAACUGAAAGAGUUUGAUGUAUUGCUUUUGCACGGUGACAUGGAUCAAAUUGAGAGGAAUAAAGUGAUUACGGCUUUUAAGAAAAAGGAUGUCAGUACCUUGGUCGCCACUGAUGUUGCCGCGCGAGGCUUGGACAUUCCACAUAUCAAGACUGUUGUCAACUACGACGUAGCGCGAGACAUCGACACGCAUACGCACAGAAUAGGGAGAACAGGAAGAGCCGGUGAAAAGGGUACGGCGUAUACCCUUGUAACGGAAAAGGAUAAGGAGUUUGCCGGACACUUGGUGAGAAACUUGGAGGGAGCAAAUCAGGAAGUACCAAAGAGCUUGAUGGAUUUGGCUAUGCAAAGCGCGUGGUUCAGGAAAUCAAGGUUCAAAGGUGGCAAAGGAAAGAGUUUAAAUAUCGGUGGUGCAGGACUUGGUUUCAGAGGCAGACCCAAUUCAUCGAAUUCGGGUGGCUCAACGUCGCAAGCGUCCAAAGAUAUCAACGAAGUUGUUAAAAAAUUAGAAAGACACGGACCUGGUAGCGACAGACUCUCCGCUAUGAAAGCCGCUUUUCGAAGUCAAUAUAAUUCUCAGUUCCGGGCGUCAUCGGAUCACACCUGGGAACAGACGAUCACACCACCUUCCGUGAUAAUGCCGCCACCGCCAACCGUUCCACCGCCGAAGCCCGCGACGCCAGAGAGCCAAGCUUCCAAUUCCUCGGUGCCGGAACGCAAAAGAGUGCGAAAAAGUCGAUGGGAGUGAUCAAGUUAGUAUACUAUUAUUUGUGCAUAUUAUAGCAGCUGUAUAAUUAUAUUAUAUCGAUAAUGAACUGAGACUUGUUUUAUAUUACAAUAAAAUUUAAUUUUACCAAUUCGUAUGAAAGAGCUAACGCUACCCGCCUUUAGUCAUACUCAUGCCUGAUACUUGAUCACCAAUCCGAUCCCGGCUUAUAACUCCGUCAGCGACAUAUUAAUUUUAUUUUGCUGCAAUUCCGCGGAGGUCAAACCGCGUGCAGUUCCUGCAUCGAUCUGUAAUCGCAUCUUUGAAAGCGCGCGCACGCAAUUUACUUAGAGUGAAUCACUCUAUAAUUAUCCCAUAAGGAGCCGUGGCCG
Vollenhovia emeryi is the source of this 2809-nucleotide messenger RNA. Its product is annotated as ATP-dependent RNA helicase DDX42. The record is from RefSeq and is a predicted model, not a curated record. The coding region runs from base 153 to 2459 and encodes 768 amino acids. Lineage: Eukaryota; Metazoa; Arthropoda; Insecta; Hymenoptera; Formicidae. Gene Ontology annotation, molecular function: RNA helicase activity; RNA binding; ATP binding. The transcript is spliced from 10 exons.